Messenger RNA from Neltuma alba, 4538 nucleotides. Its product is annotated as pentatricopeptide repeat-containing protein At5g62370-like. The record is from RefSeq and is a predicted model, not a curated record. Gene Ontology annotation, molecular function: protein binding; mRNA binding. Lineage: Eukaryota; Viridiplantae; Streptophyta; Magnoliopsida; Fabales; Fabaceae. Bases 526 to 3345 code for a protein of 939 amino acids. The transcript is spliced from 6 exons.
UUUCUGUAGUCAUCCUUCCUGCUUCUCGCCACCGUCGCCUUACUGCUGACUAAUAUCUUGUGGUUUGUGGUCCUUCCUCAUCCUCCUUAGUGCCCGAGCGAAUGCUGGUGGUUGUGAUUCGUGCUCCUUAGUGCUCAUUUUCGUGCCUAUUGCCUUCAAGUUCGUGCUCUUCUAUCUCGCUUAUGGAGUUUCAGGUUCGGCCUUGGCAUCGAGCUUCGCUGUUGCUCGUGACCUCGUCUCCUCGCUGUAGCUAUCCUGAGUCCAGCACUGUCGUUCUCCUCAGCUAAUGUAUUCUGGUAUGAAGUAAUAUGAUCACCUUUUCUGUUACUCUGUCUAUUCUCUGAUAGAGCUCUCCAAAUAGCCGAAUUUCCUCUCAAUUUCUGAAGCAUGGCUAGCUACCACUCAUUUCUGAUAGCCAAUGGUUAGGUCUGCUUUUGCCCUACCUCUGACAGCCUCCUCCGAGCAACCCCAGCAGGUUGGUGUCUGAAACACUUGGUGUUGCAGUGUAACGUGUUGUUGAAGAAGAUGAUCAAGAAGAUGUUAAUUUCUUCUAACUUAUUUUUUAGAAUCAGGAGAGAAGUAACAACCUGUGCUCUUCCUAUUGACCCUUUAGACAUGGCAAUCUCUAUUCCUUCUGGAAGCCACAAAUAUCUUUGCCAUUCCCUAGCAGAUCAGCUUAUACAAAGGGGUUUAUUUUCAUCUGCUCAGCUAGUCAUUCAAAGGAUGAUCAGCCAUUCUAUGUCUGUUGCUGAUGCCGUUUCAGUUGCUAAUUCUGCUGUUGGUCGUGGGUUGGACCUUGAUUUAGAUACCUAUGCUGUCUUAAUAAAGAAGCUGGUGAGUUUAGGGGAGCCACAAUUAGCAGAGUCGCUUUACUUGAUAGAAAUUGAAUCUCGAGGCAAUAAUGCAGACCCUUCGAUUUUGAAUUCUAUGGUAGUCUGCUCAUGUGAGUUGGGAAAGGUAGAAGAUGCAAUAAAUCAUUUUAAUAGGCUUCUUUCCUUCAAUUUUGUGCCUCAGAAAGAAGCAUGCCUUGGCAUUCUACAAAAGUGUUAUGCCCAAGAACGAUAUUUGGAUGCAUUUGAUUUAUUUCUUAGAGCCCAAUAUGCAGAAGCAGAACUGAGUUUUGAGUGCUAUAGUCUAUUAAUUGAUGGGCUAUGCCAUAAAGGGCAUUUGGAUGAGGCACUUCAAGUGUUUAAUCUGUUGCAGAACUAUCAUAAACAUCUCCCUACAGUUCAUAUAUACAAGUCACUGUUUUAUGGUCUCUACAAGGGUAGCAGAGUAUCGGAGGCAGAGUUAAUAAUUGGGGAAAUGGAAUCCCAAGGUAUAUAUAUUGACAAAACAAUGUAUACUUCUCUGGUCCGUAUGUAUUGUAGAGACAAAAGAAUGAAGGUGGCCAUGCAGGUUUUCUUUAAAAUGUUGAAGACAGGUUGUCAGCCAGAUCGAUCCAUGUGUAAUAUUUUAAUUGAUGGUUUUAUGAAGUUGAGUCUAUAUGACAAAGGCUGGUUUAUGCAUGACAGGAUGAUGGAGUGGGGAAUUAAGCCUGAUGUGGUGACUUAUCAAGUUAUAAUGGCCCAGUACUGCAAAGAAGAAAAAUUUGAUCUUGCUUUAACACUUUUCUACAAUAUGAUUAAUUCUAAAGUAGCCCCCAAUGUUCAUUGUUACACUGUUUUGUUCUCUGCGCUGUACAAGCAUAAUAAAGUGGAAGAGUUUUAUGAGUUGUACAAAACUAUGAUGGAAAGCAAUGUUAUUCCUGAUCAUGUGCUGUAUUUGAAACUUGUGAAGAUUUUGCCUGUUUGCGAGUUAGAGCUUGCCUUCACAAUUUUGCAGGCCCUUGCUAAGAAUGGAUGUGGGAUUGAUCUUAUGCUGCCUGCUUCUUCUAGUCCAAAUCCAGAUUUUGAUUUUGAGCAAGAAAUCGAACUCUUGUUGGAGAGAAUUGCGAGGAAAAACAUCAACUUAACUAUUGUAGCCUGUAGUAUUUAUAUCAAUGCCUUGUGUGAGAAAGGAGAAAUAGACAAGGCAUUAGUCCGUUUGAAAAAAUUGGAUGAUGCUGGAUACAGGCCCUUGCAUUUCUGUUACAACUCACUUAUCAAGUGUUUGAGCAAAAUGGGGCAUUUUGAGGAUGCUAACUUUGUAAUUGACCUUAUGGAAGAUCGUGGCUUGGUUCCUGAUCAAGCAACGUUCUUGAUAAUUAUAAAUGAGCUUUGUAAUCAGGGUGAUGUAGUCUCUGCAGUGAACUUCCUGGACCAAAUGGAAGAGAGAGGAAUGAAGCCCUCUGUUGCUAUUUAUGACUCGAUUAUCGGCUGUUUAGUUAGAGAAGGAAAAAUUACUGAAGCAGAAGACAUGUUUAAGAGAAUGCUUAUGUGUGGUGUAGAUCCUGAUGAGGCUGUUUAUACUACAAUGAUUUAUGGAUACUCCAUGAAUGGAAGAAUACUUGAAGCUCGAGAAUUAUUUGACAAAAUGAUAGAGAAUUCCAUCAAACCAAGUUAUCGUUCUUACACUAUUCUCAUAAGUGGAUUAGUUGAGAAGCACAUGAUUGAAGACGGGUGUAUAUACCUUGGCAAAAUGUUGGAGGAUGGUAUGGUGCCGAAUGCUGUGUUAUAUACCUCUCUUAUCUUACAUUUCAUGAAGAACAGGGAGUUUGGAGUUGCCCUUAAGUUAGUUAAUCUAGCGGGCAAAAAUGAGGUAACUUGGGAUCUUAUGAUGUGCAUGGCAUUUGUGAAUGGAGUUCGCAGAUAUAUCUCUCGUAAGAAUAAUAAAGAUUACAACUUACCAAGGAAGUCUGAAUGGGGAAAAGAGAUGCUAUUAUAUUUGCUUAAUUGGAGUCCCUUUCCUGCGAUUGAAAACAGCAUAAGAGUUCCAGCCAAUUCUUCUGAUGCCCUGAAAUGGUUGGCUAGGAAGUUGAUAAAGGGUUUUAAAGGUGCUGCAAUUACGGAUAAUCUCUACCUGAACAACUGCAUAAUAUCAUGGCUUUGUAGGGAAGAAAUGGUUAAUGAUGCAUAUAACCAUUUUCAACUGAUGCAAAAGGAAGGUGUGUGCCCUAAUCAUGUGACUUAUACCAUUCUUCUUCAUGGGUAUAUUCAAUUGGAUGAUAUUGACAGUGCUGUGAGAUUGUUCAACAAGAUGAAUGUAGAUGGUUGUGUUCCGGAUAGGAUUGCUUAUGACACUUUAUUGAAAGGCUUCAUGAGAGCUGGAAGGCUUCUUGAUGCAAUGUCACUUGUGUGUUUAAUGCGCAAAAGGGGAUUAUACCCAAAGGGGGCAUCUUUUGAAAUGUUAUUAUACUGUUUCUGCAGAAGUGGACUAAAUGAUUCUGGAUCCAGAAUAUGUCAAGAAAUGAUCGCCAAAAAUUAACAACAUAUCCUACAUGGGUCACCAUACAAUUUAUGUGAAAAUAGAAGACUGCAUGAAUAUCAGUUGAUAUGUGACAAUACUUUUCAAAGAGCUCUGAAGAAAGGAAAGAAGCUUCUCAUGUGUUUCAGCCAAGCUCCCCAUUAUGUCAAAACUACUUGAAAGGAGAAAGUAUUUAGAAUAUGAAAGGAUGAAAAUUGAAGCUUACUUUAGUUGUGAAGUUGACAUAGCAUUUCAUUGUUGAGGAAAUGAUCUUGAGUAAAAUCUAUUUGUUCACAAAACAAAAUAUGGACUAUAGCUGUCUUUUAUCAGUUAUGCUAUCACGAUCAUCAGAUAUUGUGAAUGAAGAAUUGGCGUUGUGCUUAAUUUCUCUUCUCUUGCAGUGCAGAUUGAUUAGUAUGUUGCUUUCGAUAGAAGUAAUGGAUUCCACCGAUGGCCAGCAAUGACAGCAACCAUGACACCAUUGAAAAGCAUCCUUAACUUUGUGUGAAUGGUACAAUGCUUCAUAUAUAUACAAAGGUAAAGCCUAGAAUCACUACCAACUACCAACUACCAACUACGAACUCCUGCUUUGACGGGCUUGUAUUUGAGGUCAAAUCUAUGAAACUCCUUUUCCGGUUGCCAGAGCUGCUAAUCAUCUGGAGCUACUUGACAAUGCUCCUGAAGUUCUGGAGUGGAUCCUUCAGAAGAAAAGGUAGGACGAAAGAAAGAAAGGGGUGAGGCCCUGCAGGGGCAGUUGGGCUUUACCUCUAAUUCCAUGUCUCUCCUCAUUUCACUAGGCACUAGAGGGAAUCUGGCUUAUUGAAGUUUUGAUGCAAGAUUUUGCCGCCAUUGAUACAACAUAGUGGUAUGUAAUGGAGGUUGCUCCUAAUUUUAUCUCUUAGCGGCUGGAGGACUCAGCUUAGUGGCCCAAGACCAUUUUUGAUGUUGGCUCUGGCAUCGGUGGCAGUUCAAGUUAUAUGGCAAAGGAAUUUGGGGCAAAGUGCAUAGGCAUCACUUUGAGUCUUGUUCAGACUGCUAGAGCAAUUUACGCUUCCUGCUACUCAAGGAUAUGCUGAUGAGAUCUGUGUCUUUUUUUUUUUUUUUAAUUCAUAUUUAUGCUGCUGGCUGCGUAGAAUUGAUAUAAAAAAAAUUAAAGAAACCAAGGUGUUUUCCCCCUAAUUCAUAUUCAAUGUAUCUCCGCCUUUUUAACUUCA